Messenger RNA from Cavia porcellus (domestic guinea pig), 6668 nucleotides. RefSeq names its product zinc finger protein 709-like. The transcript is spliced from 4 exons. Gene Ontology annotation, biological process: negative regulation of transcription by RNA polymerase II. Gene Ontology annotation, molecular function: DNA-binding transcription repressor activity, RNA polymerase II-specific. Bases 145 to 2235 code for a protein of 696 amino acids. The record is from RefSeq and is a predicted model, not a curated record. NCBI's taxonomy places the organism in Eukaryota, Metazoa, Chordata, Mammalia, Rodentia, Caviidae.
GGAGGGCUCUUCCUGUGUCAUGGCGCCGAAGAACUUUCCCCUCGCACAUUGCACAUUGUACCCUGGCUGGAUACGCUGCUUUCUGUGAACUCUACAAGCUAUAGCCUGUAUUAGAAAUACCCUAGCAGAUCCUCAAGCUGCGCAAUGGAGUCAAUGACCUUUGAGGAUGUGACUGUGAGCUUCACCAGUGAGGAAUGGACUUUGCUCAAUGCAUUCCAAAAGAAGAUCUACAGAGAUGUGAUGGAGGAAACCUUUCAGAACAUUGUAACAAUAGAGAGACUCUUGGAAAACCAGAAAGUGGAAGAAGACUGCAAUAACUAUUGCAGAAAUAUAAGAAAUGAUGACAGUGAGAAAUGCCAUCAAUAUGAAGGUUGGAAUCAGCAUAAAGAAUGCUUCCUCUGCAAUCAAGAUGCUAAUGUCUAUUUGAAAUUAUGUGGUUUAAUUCCAAUUGAAAGUCUUUCUUGUAGAAAGCUUCAGAUUGGGCCUUUUUCAAUAAAUAUGCCCAUCAGAGCUCACAGUGGAGUAAAUCCAGAUGAGUAUUUUGAACUUAAAGGAAAACUGUUUAAAUGUAAUGAAAAUAGAAAAAACUGUGAUGAUUUGCCAUCCAUUCAGAAUCGUGCAAGGACAGAGGCUGGCAAGAAACAAUGUGAACAUGAUCAGUGUGAGACAUCCUGCUCUGGUCUUAGUGAAAGAACUCAUCUUAGAAACAAAAUGUUUGUAUGUCCCAAAAAGCUUAAUGUCUCCAGCAACCCCAGUGAUGUUGAGAUCUAUCAGACAAACCAGAAGGGGGAUAUACCCUCUGUAGGUAAGCAAUGUGGGAAAGCUUUCAGCACACAUACUAUUUCUCAACAAGAUGAAACAAUUCAGAUGGAGGAGAAAAAGUAUGUAUAUAAGCAAUGUGGGAAAGCUUUUAGCACACAGAGUUCUUGCAAACUACAUGAAAAAUCUCACAUUGGUGAGAAACCUUAUGUAUGUAAGCAAUGUGGGAAAGGUUUCAGCACACAGAGUUAUUGUAAAGUACAUGAAAGAUCUCACACUGAUAAGAAACCUUAUGCAUGUAAUCAAUGUGGGAAAUCUUUCAGCACACAGAGUUACUGUAAAGUACAUGAAUCAUCUCACACUGGUGAGAAACCUUACAUAUGUAAGCUAUGCGGGAAAGCUUUCAUCACACAGAGUUCUUGCAAACUACAUGAAAAAACUCACACUGGUGAGAAACCUUAUGUAUGCAAGCAAUGUGGGAAAGCUUUAAGCACAAAGGAGAAUUGGAAACUACAUGAAAAAUCUCAUACUGGUGAGAAACCCUAUGUAUGUAAUCAAUGUGGCAAAGCUUUCAGCAAACAGAGUUAUUGCAAAUUACAUGAAAGGUCUCACACGGGUGAGAAACUUUAUGUAUGUAAGCAAUGUGGAAAAGCUUUCACCACACAGAGGAAUUGUAAAGUACAUGAAAGAUCUCACACUGGAGAGAAACCUUAUGUAUGUAAACAAUGUGGGAAGGCUUUCAGCAAACAGAGUUAUUGUAAAGUACAUGAAAAAUCUCACACUGGUGAGAAACCUUAUGUAUGUAAGCAAUGUGGAAAAGGUUUCAGCACACAGAGUUAUUGUAAAGUACAUGAAAGAUCUCACACUGGUGAGAAACCUUAUGUAUGUAAUCAAUGUGGGAAAGCUUUCAGCAAACAGAGUUAUUGCAAAUUACAUGAAAGGUCUCACACUGGUGAGAAACCUUAUGUAUGUAAGCAAUGUGGAAAAGCUUUCACCACACAGAGGAAUUGUAAAGUACAUGAAAAAUCUCACACUGGUGAGAAACCUUAUGUAUGUAAGCAAUGUGGAAAAGCUUUCAGCACGCAGAGUUAUUUUAAAGUACAUGAAAGAUCUCACACUGGUGAGAAACCUUAUGUAUGUAAUCAAUGUGGGAAAGCUUUCAGCACACAGAGUUACUGUAAAGUACAUGAAAUAUCUCACACUGGUGAGAAACCUUACGUAUGUAAGCAAUGUGGGAAAGCUUUCAUCACACAGAGUUCUUGCAAAUUACAUGAAAAAUCUCACACUGGUGAGAAACCAUAUGUAUGUAAUCAAUGUGGGAAAGCUUUCAGCACACAGAGUUAUUGUAAAGUACAUGAAAGAACUCACACUGGAGAGAAACCUUAUGUAUGUAAGCAAUGCGGGAAAGCUUUCAGUAUACAGGACUAUUGUGAAAUCCAUGAAAGAACUCACAUGCAUGAGAAGUCUUAUAUGUAAGCAAUGUGGGAAAGGGUUCAGCAGAAGCCAGGAUUUUCAAAUCCAUGAAAAAAAUCCCAUUGGAUAGAAACCCUAUGAUUAUAAGGAAUACUGGGAAAGCUUUCAGCAGUAGCAGUAACAGUAAUGGUCAAAGACCUUGAAAAGGCUCACAAUAGAGAGAAACUGUACGUGUGUAAGUUGGUAAGGCUUUCAGUACACAAAAUUAUUGUCAAAAAUGUGAAAGAGUACACAGUGUAAAAACCCUAUGUAUAAUAAAUAAAUUCAGUAGUGUAGCUGGAUAGAAAAUCAAUACUCAAAACUCAAUAACAUUUCUAUACACUAACAAAAUGACAGAGAGAGAAAUAAGAGAAGGCACACCCUUCACACUAGCAACCAAAAAAUGAAAUGUUUAGGAAUUAUUCUCAUGGCAAAAGUGAAAGAUUAAUAUAGGGAGAAUUAUAAUGCACUAAAAAAGAAAUUGAAGAGGAUCACAGAAAAUGGAAAGACAUCACUUGCUUAUGGAUAGGAAGAAUAAAUAUUGUGAAAGUGGCCAUUCUCCCAAAGCUGUUAUAUGAAUUCAAUGCAAUCCAAGUUAAAAUACCAUGAACAUACCUUGUAGAUCUAGAGAAAUCACUCCUAAAAUUCAUCUGGAACCUGAAGAGACCUACAAUAGUAAAGACAGUUUGAAGGGGGAUGGGAAUUUAGCUCAGCAGCAUAAGCACCUGCCUUACAACAGGCAGUUGUGAGUUUGAUCCCGGGUACCAAUAAAAAAAAAAAAAUUCUAAGUAGCAAAGGCAAGACAGGAGGCAUCACAAUCCCUGACUUAAAGUUAUACUACAAAGCAACUGUAGUAAAAUCAACAUGGUACUGGAACCAAAACAGAGCCGAAUAUCAAUGGAAUAGAUUAGAAGAUACAAGCACAACUAAAAACACACUCAACCACCUUAUGUUUGAUAAAGGGGCCAAACAUGUCCACAGGAAGAAUGACAGUCUCUUUAAUAAAUGGUAUUGGAUAAACUGGCUCCUCGUGUGCCUAAAACUAAAAAUAGACACAUGCAUAUCACCAUGUAUUAAAUUAAAAUAUAAAUGGAUCAAACAUCUGAAUGUAAAAAAUAAACACUAAAUCUAUUGGAAGACAAAUUGAGUAAAAACCUUGAAGACAUAGGUGUAGGUAGAGAAUUCAUGACAGGAAUCAAACUGCAUGGGAAAUAUUUCCCAGAAUCAACACCUGGGAUAAUGUAUUAUUAAAAAGUUUCUGCACAUCAAAAGAAAUCUCUAGAAUAGUGAAAAGAAAAUGUAUAAACUGGGAAACAAUCUUAGUGAACUGUCCGUCGGACAAAGGACUUCUGUCUAAAACAUAUAGUGAAUUUUUAAAAAUCAGAUAUCUAAAAUUUAAAGAUUCAAUCCAAAAAUGGUCAUCUGAGAUGAAUACACAAUUCUCAGAUGAAGAAAUACAAAUGGCAAAUAUUAUGUAAACAAAUAUUCAUCAUCAUUACUCAUAGAGAAAUGCAAAUUAAAACCACACUGAAAUUCCAUCUCACUCCUGAAAGAAUGGCCAGGAUCAAGAAAACUACCAAUAAUAAAUGGUGGAGAAGCUGUGGGGAAAAAGGAACUCUCCUGCACUGUUGAUGGGUGUGUAGACUGGUGCAACCAUUGUGGACGUCAGUCUGCAGAUUUCUCAGAAAGUUGGCAUUGGAGUUAUCAUUUGUUCCCGCUAUUCCUCUUCAAGACAUAUUCCCAGAAGAACUGAAAAUAUAGCAAAGUGAUAUAUGUGCACCCAUGUUUAUAGCAAUACAGUUUGUAGUAGCCAGAUCUUGGAAACAACCUAAGUGUCCAUCAACGAGGACACUUGAUAAAAAAAAAAGUUGUGAUAUUUUAUACAAUGGUGUACUACUUGGCUAUAAAGAAUGAUCACAUUGAGUUAUUUAUAAAUAAAUGUGCACAGCUUGAGACCACACUCAUAAGUGAAAUAAAUCAAACUCACAUAUAUAAAUGCCAAAUAGUUUUCCUAAUGUAAGAAAUGGUAAGAAUACAUAAAAAUAUGUGGUAAUCAUGAUUCCCCAUAAUAUUGCUUUUGAAGCUUCAUAAUUUUUUCAUUCAUGAAUUUGAAUGGUUUCCUUCUGGGUUGUUUGAUUUUAUUGUCUGUGAUGGUAGGAACAGCUUUUUUGAAGAAAACAAGACAUAAUAGCUAGUGCUGAUUUAAUAUCAUCUUGUUUUAAAGUCCCACUAGGAUUUUGUUCUCUCUGCAUCAAUUUUAUCAUGUUAUAUCUUAUUGGAUUUUAUUAUAUGUGAUAGUAUAAACAAAAAUUUUUAUAGAUAAGGAAAUAAUAUAGCAACCAUUGUUCAUUUUCUGUUAGUUGGUUCUUAAUAUCCUGUAAUACUUUCAUUCUCUUGAAUGGUUUCACAUUGUCUUUUUAUAUUUGAUACCAUGGUAUAUGAAGGUAUACUCAAAUAUUUCAAGGAAACAGACACUAUGGGUAGCUACUUUUAUGUCGGGUAGUCUUGUGAUGAAACACUGUGUUGCUUAAAUUGUUCUGUUCUGACCUGUGUCCUCUUUUAAUCUUUUUUUCAAAAUAAAAAUUAAAAACCCUAUAUAUGCUAGCAAUGUAGAAAGAGAUUUUCUAAGUGUUAAUUACAUACACAUUAUGAAGCUAAUUGAGGAGAAGCCCUGUGUGCAUAAACAAUGUGGAAGAACAUUCAGUGCACACAAGUUAACUACAUGACUAUAUAUAUUUUAUGUCAAAUCAAAAAGCAUCAUGGGAAGAAACUAUAUGUAAGCUGAUUAGGAAAAGCCCAUAAAGAUGUUUCAUUUAGUGAAAUUCUGUAGCAAUAAAACAAAGCAUUCUAUGUCAAUGUUUCCUCACAAAUGUUCCAGAGAAAACAAAUCCCAGCUGAAGAUAUGAGAAACUACAUACAUUGAGUGGUUUCAAUAUAUCACAUAUAUGAAUUAUUUAUGUGAAGUGUUUAAAAAUAUUGAGUAGACUGAAUGAGGUGUUUUUAUCUGAGUGUCUGAGCUUAGUCCGUAAUGUCCUAAUGAAGCAUGGUUGAUCCAAAUGUAAUUUUUACUUUCAAGUACCAUUUAUGUUUCAUGUUUGUUUUUAUUUUAUCCUUAAUAUUGGGAAAAAUAGGCCAUUAGACAUCUUUUGUAAUUGUUACCAUUAGAAUUUUGCACUAUUUUUAAAAAUUUUUGUGUGGGUUUUCUAUAUUCUGUGUAAGGAACAUUUUUAAUUAGAUGCUAUAUUUUCUACUGAUACCUAUUUUCAAAGACAUGUCAACAUGAGUUUUUGACAAAGUUGAAUUGUGUUCACACACCUUGUAGAUUAGCAAAUUUUGUUUUUCAUAUGACAUGACAAAGUUCCUGCUUUUACACCAACAGUGGUGUAUAUUGUGUCAUGUAAAUAUGUUGCAUCCUUUUCUUUCAAUACAUUCAUUUCCAUAAAGUUUUAUUUUUUUCUCAUAAAAUUUUUUAUAUUUACAUUGCAAUGCCUUAAUUUUCUUUUCUGGUAUCUUUUAAGCACAGAUACCAAACAUAGGCUAUAUUGCUCAAUGUUUUUCACUGCCAGUAUCCCACUGUUGUAGAAUUCAAGAUAUCAGACCUCGGGGAUUGGACUUUAGAACCUGGCUGGGGGCAAUCAGGGGCAUGAAAACAAUCAGCAAAUUAUAACAAUGUUGGAAGAAGACAGAAUUUAGGAACCCCGUAAGAGCAAGAUGACAUAAACUCUUCACAGUACAUAGCUUUCAAUCUUGCCUCUAGAAGAACAACAACAUAUAGAUACAGUGGAAGAGGGGCAACUUUGGGGGGAGAUUAUCUCUAACUCCCAUUUCAACACAUGACCAUAACUUGCCUUUAUAGGAAAUCAUUAUUUACAGUAAUCUGUCCAGAAUAUAUCAAUCAUGGUAUAACACCCAUGGUUUCAAUGCAAUGUUCAUCUUGUUGGACCUUUUCUCUGGAGCAUGUUUGUUACUGGAUUUUAUGAGAUAAUGCCUUGUUCUAUUCCAUGAUACUUUGAUGCCAUAAUGUAUUUUGUAAUUGUUUUUACAUAGGAAGCUAUAAUAUUGACAUGAAGGAAAACCAGUGUCCUCACAUGUCAGUGAACUCAUUAAAAACACAAAUAUCUGAAAUUGUUAUUUAUACUGUGUUCUUGCCUAUUUUUGGAUACAUUUCUAUGAUGAUAUUUUUAAUUGAUUGUAAGGUCAAUCCUCUAAGGUUUUUUUUUAAAGAGUAAAAUUAAACAUAACAAAGCAGAUCAUAAGAUAACAAUGUAAAAGACACAGAUUUUAAAGCAAGAAAACUGGAGAUCUUCACUGUGUAUCAUUAUGUUUUCUUCUGAAUAGUUGUCCAUAUCUUCACAUGUAAUGAAUUCAUACAAAACAAAGUAGUAAAGACCUGACCAGAACUGGAUGAUGAAGGCAUUUUAGAUCUUCAAGACCAGAUAAUAAAUAAUUCAAAAAUA